CACUGAGAUUAACGGAACUACUCCUGGUCAGUUCUUCACGUCCGAAGGUCGUUACAGCAUACGGGACGAUCCCGUACGGUCACAUGACGACGCCACGUGGAUCUUGACCAGUGCGUUCAUCAUCUUUACUAUGCAAUCAGGUUUCGGACUGCUGGAGAGUGGGUCUGUAUCGGUGAAGAACGAAGCAAACAUCAUGGUGAAGAACGCCGUUGACGUAAUAUUCGGGGGCCUCACGUUCUGGGCGUUCGGAUACGCGUUUGCGUUUGGCGAGGAUGGCAAUGCUUUCUGUGGAUGGGGCCAUUUCUUCGUGAAUGCCAAUGAGGAUAAUAUCGGCUGGGUGUAUUCGAAGUUCUUCUUUCAAGCCUCAUUUGCCACCACGGCCACAACCAUCGUGUCGGGGUCGAUGGCUGAACGGACCAAACUGGAGGCGUAUAUAGUUUUCUCAAUGGUCAACACCUUCAUUUUCUGUUUACCCGCCCACUGGGUAUGGGCCUCUAACGGCUGGCUCCGGAACAUGGGCGUGGUCGACAUUGCAGGGGCGGGACCUGUUCACAUUGUGGGCGGGGUUACCGGUCUCGUGGCGACAAUGAUGCUAAAGCCGCGUCACAAUAGGUUCGUCACACCCGAAAAGGUGACCGUGAUGGGAUCUCCGACUAACGCAAUCCUGGGGAUGUUUAUGCUUUGGUGGGGCUGGCUCGGGUUCAACUGUGGCAGUACGUUUGGUAUAUCUGGGGUCAAAUGGGUGUUGGCGGCAAGGUCAGCAGUUUCAACCGUCACAGCGUCUGUAGCAGGAGGGAGUAUGGGGCUGAUGAUGAGUUACGUGAUUAAGCAGCGUCGGUUUGACAUAUCGUACAUGAUCAAUGGUGUGCUGGGCUCACUGGUUGGGAUAACGGCUAAUUGCGCCAUAGCUGAGCCCUGGGAGGGGCUACUGAUCGGAAUUGUCGGAGCACUUAUCACUAACCUCAGUGUGGAGUUGAUCAGCAAACUCAAAAUAGACGACCCCGUCGGAUGUGUAGGUACGCAUGCGUGCUCAGGUGUGUGGAGCCUUUUAUCGGCCGGCCUCGUUACGAAGCCUGAUAAUCUCUCGGAGGCCAUGCAGCUGCACAAUGUUCGGCAGGGAUUAUUCCACGGAGGUGAUUUUUACCAGUUAGGUAUCCAGACCCUCGCCGCCUUGGUAAUCAUUGUAUGGACGAUCGUGAACGCCUUCUUCUGGCUGAAGUUGAUCGACUUGGCGAUUGGUAUCCGCGUACCUCUGAAGGAGGAGUUACUCGGGGCCGAUAUUGUAGAGCACGCCGUUGGGGGAGUCAUCUACAGCAAGAAGGCUAGGAAAAUUGUGUAUUCUCCAGACAUCGACUCGGCCCCGUCCCCCGGGGAAAGUGAUCAAGGAGACACUGAGAUUAACAAAGCGAUGCAGAGGAGCCGACGUCACAGUCUCGGUGUCCGCAUAGGCAAAUGCAGAUACAAAAGCACAAAUGAUCCCACAAAAAGUAAAAAGAAUAUUAAGAUGCGUACUAGAUUCUCAAAAUUAUAUCAACGCCCAAAACAUGAUAUCAAUCAGAAUGGAGAUGUGUCGAGAGAAGCAACGCAUGAGGAUAUUUACAGUAUACAUGGAAAUAUGUGUUUAAGAACGAACAGCUCUUUAGCAGCGUACAUCAAUGACGAGGUGACGUUUACAAACGAUGGAGUCACGCCGGACACGGAUGUAAAAUUAGACGUUGGGAAGGGACAUAACUCCGUACUGCAACAUCGAAAUGGCUUCAGCCAUAGUCCGCGAAACAAAAUUAUUACGUAUUUGUAAUGCAUUGGGUGUCCGUGUUGCAAGGAGAUUAAGAACUUUAAAUUGGUUGUGACGUAUAUUUAGUGACAUAUUUGUGAUCUGCAUGGUACAAUACACACUGUUUGUCCUCCUGUGGCCUUUGUAUUUGUACAACUUGUGUAUCUGGCGAUGAAAUAUUUGUACCGAGUUGUGUUUGGAUCAGAGAGUAAAAUUUGGAUGUGGCUUUGACAUACUGUAUUUGUAAUGAGACGUGUUUGGAUCAGAGGGUAUAGUUUUUCUGGCUGGAACGUAUUUGUAGCGACGUUGUGUUUGGAUCAGAGAGUACAGUUUUUCUGUAUGGAACGUAUUUGUAGCGACGUUGUGUUUGGAUCAGAGAGUACAGUUUUUCUGGCUGGAGCGUAUUUGUAGCGACGUUGUGUUUGAAUCGGGGAGAAUAAUUUGCGUCUGGCUCUUACGUAUUCGUAAUAGAUACCUCUUUGGAUCAACGUCAAGCACAAAUUGUCUUGUUGUGACAUAUCUGUAGCGAGUUGUGUUCGGAUCAGAGAGUAUAAUUUGUGUCUGGCUGUGGCAUACAUGUUUUUGUAAUGAGACCUGUUUGGAUCCUAAGCCAGACACAAAUUGUCAGGUUGUGACAUAUCUGUAGCGAGUUGUGUUCGGAUCAGAGAGUAAAAUUCGUGUUUGACGUACUUGUAUAUGUUGUGAGACGAUUGUUGACAGGGGAUGGGAAGGGAAGUUGCACUUUGUGGUGAAACAUUUGUUGGUCUCAUAUUGGCUUAUAUGCAUUUUCCUCGACUCCUUGAAGUGCAUAUGCACAUCAUCUCACCUCAUAUGAUAACAAUACAAUAAAUCUUCUUAAUAAUGAUGUACCUGUAUUUGUUUCUAAAACUUCAACCUACCAUUACAUUAACAAGUACGAUAAAGAUGAUUCAAUAAUUCAACUUUUUAAUUAUCCUUGAUAUACAUUUCAAACAAGGUUAGUCACAUCGGGUUAAGUACAAAGGCAUAGCCAUACACUAUCAUUGAAUAUAAAUACAUAUAAUUAAAUAUCAAUGAACCGCAAUCAGGAGUAAGGAAACCGCUCUGACAAUACCUGACAAGGUCAUGUCUACAAAGAGUUUUAUAGCAUCAUGCAUCAAGUACAUUUCUAAUAUUUAAAUGAUCCAAAUUCAAAUACGAUUUUAUUUCAAGUUUGUACAUUUAUUUUGGCGUCAAAAUAGUGGCGUUAAAGGACAUGUCGAAAGUGUAUUACGUUAGAAAAGUUUUUUGUUUUUUUAUGACUUUAUAAAUCUUAUAAGGUUAUAUAUUUAAAAAUUUGAAUUAAUAACGCGCUUUGCAGUCAAACACUGAUAUUCGCACGGAGGUUUACUUUUAGAUGUUCGAGCGAAAACAUUGCAGUCAACCCGUGUUUACUUUAACUGCAGGUAUGUCGUGAAAUUUAUUUAAAAACACUUUCUUUCAAGUGUCCAUGAACCAAAAAGAUUUAGAUUCAUUCAACAAAACCGAAAAUGAAACGUAUCCCAAUUCAAAGAUCAGGUUAAUUCACAUACAUUUAAGACCAAAAUGUUAGUAACAAACUAGAGCUGAAAACGUGAUAUCUGCGAGAUUUCGAAAAUUUAGAAUGAAUAUUACAAAUUUGUCAACAAGCAUGAAACACUGACUACAGUUUUCUGCUAUGAAACAGUAUUUAUUAUUACCCAAUAGUCUAUAUAUAUUAUAAUUAGUAAUAUACAAUUGUUUCAUGGCUAUUUGGGGAACAGU
Mizuhopecten yessoensis (Yesso scallop) is the source of this 3535-nucleotide messenger RNA. Its product is annotated as putative ammonium transporter 3. Gene Ontology annotation, biological process: ammonium homeostasis; ammonium transmembrane transport. The record is from RefSeq and is a predicted model, not a curated record. NCBI's taxonomy places the organism in Eukaryota, Metazoa, Mollusca, Bivalvia, Pectinida, Pectinidae. Bases 131 to 1798 code for a protein of 555 amino acids. The transcript has 9 exons. Gene Ontology annotation, molecular function: ammonium channel activity. Gene Ontology annotation, cellular component: membrane.